UGCCAAUAUGACGAUGCCUAUAAUAAAGACAGAACAAAUAAAGGCAGGAUCAUGCAGAUCAGAUGUUUAUGGAUCAUUUAAAGCACUCAACGUACCAGGAGAAUGGAAGCUUUUGGAGAUUGAAGCAGCAGGAAAGCAUUUUUUAAAAUACGCACAAAAAAAACUUGGUCGACAAGCAUGGGAUAAAAAUGAGAAUGAACUAGAAGAAAAGCAAAAAGAAGAAAAAAAAUCAGAAGUAUAUGAUGAAGAAGAAGAUGAAGAAAUUCUUCGUUAUGAUCCAAAAGAAUAUAAACAACAAGAUCAUUAUGCUGUUUUAGGACUCUCAAAGCUUCGAUAUAAAGCAACUAUAGAAGAUAUCAAACAAGGAUAUCGUCAGAAAGUAUUAAAACAUCAUCCAGACAAAAAAGCCACACAAAACAAUACACAUGACGAUUCUUUCUUUAAAUGUAUCCAAAAAGCCAUGGAAAUCCUAUCAGAUCCAAUUAAAAGACGACAAUACGAUUCUAUUGAUGAAAAAGCUAAUGUCUUUCCACCUUCAAAAAAAGAAACAGUAAACUUUUACGAACAAUGGGGCAAAGUAUUUGAAAGCGAAGCAAGAUUUUCGAACCAACAUCCCGUUCCCACCCUAGGAGACGAACAUUCUAGCAAAAAAGACGUGGAAGAAUUCUAUAAUUUUUGGUAUAAUUUUGAUUCAUGGAGAUCUUUUGAAUAUCUAGACAAAGAUACACCUGAUGAUUCAUAUAAUCGUAAUAACAAAAGAUAUCAGGAACAUAAAAAUAGAGCAGAACGAGCAAAACGUAAAACAGAAGAUACUGCACGUCUUAGGAGGUUAAUAGAUGACUGCUUAAGCCUUGAUCCACGCAUCAAAAAAUUCAGACAAGAAGAAAAAGCAGCCAAAGCAGCAAAAAAACAUGAACAUAAAAUAAAUAUGCAAAAAACACCAGAAAAAACAGAUAAAGAAGAACAAGAGAAGAAAGGAAAAGAAGAAGCAGCAAAAGAAUUACAGAAAGAAGAAAAAAAAGCUAAAGAAAUUCAAAAGAAAACUAUGAAAAAGACUAAAAAAAUUAUCAAACAGUCAUUAAAAACAGCAAAUUAUUUCUAUGCUGGUGAAAACACGCCCCCAGAUAUAAUCGACAAAGUACUAACUGAUGCGGAAUUAAUUAUACAAAAAGCAUCUUCAGAUUUGACGACAUUUACAAAGGAAUUAGAAAAUGUAACCAAAAUAGAAAACAUUGAAACAAUUUUUAAAACAUACAUAAAAAAACUUUUAGAAGAAAAAGUGAUUCAGGUAUCCGAUUUAAAAAUACUAUCUAUUUAAAUGUAUGGUUAGACACUUAUAAAAAAAGCU
This is a messenger RNA of Pneumocystis jirovecii RU7, 1348 nucleotides long. Its product is annotated as zuotin. Lineage: Eukaryota; Fungi; Ascomycota; Pneumocystomycetes; Pneumocystales; Pneumocystaceae. The transcript is spliced from 5 exons. Gene Ontology annotation, cellular component: cytosol. Gene Ontology annotation, molecular function: Hsp70 protein binding; ribosome binding. The record is from RefSeq and is a predicted model, not a curated record. The coding region runs from base 8 to 1318 and encodes 436 amino acids. Gene Ontology annotation, biological process: 'de novo' cotranslational protein folding; regulation of translational fidelity.